AAUAUUUGAAUAUAAUUAAAAUUGACCUUUUUACCAAGGUAAAUGACAUAUUAUGUUCGUUGUAUAAAAGCACCCAGCUGUUUGUGUUUCCUGUUAUGUUCAUAUAUUGACAAUACAUACAGUCAGCAGCAUUUACGAUCAUUGAACUUGGUUAUUCUGUAUUGUGGAUAUAUAUUAGGGGACAUGCACAUGCUUGAGUAGGUGUUUACUUACUGUCAGUAAUGGGAGAUUUGCACUAACAUACGGCCAGGUAUGUGAAGUAGAUUUCCUGAUCAAAAUCGUCGACAAAUCAAUAUAUACGUAGUUUGGGCAUACCAUUAUGGAAGAGAAAGAGAAGAAAUAUCACGAGGAUCUAGAAGAUGAAGAUCUAAUCCCGACACCCCCAGACGGGGGAUGGGGCUGGAUGGUAACCUUUGCAUCACUUGUUUGUAACUUUAUUGUCGAUGGAAUUGGUUACGCCUUUGGUGUUCUGCUGCCAAUUUUUGCCGAACAUUUUGAGGAAUCGAAAGGAAAAGUUUCUUUGGUUGGUUCUCUAUUGUUUGGUGUAUAUUUAUGUUCAGGUCCCAUAGCCAGUGGUCUAGUGAACAAAUUUGGUUGUCGUCCGGUCACAAUUGCAGGAAGUAUAAUAGCUUCGGUUGGAUUUUUAUUGGGAUCCUUCGCUCCUAAUCUCAACAUACUUAUAUUAACAUAUGGGGUUCUCGGAGGUCUUGGUUUUGGUUUGAUAUACUUACCAUCGAUAGUAACAGUCGGUUUUUAUUUCGAGAAAAGACGAGCACUUGCCACAGGAAUUGCAAUGUGUGGUUCUGGAAUAGGGACAUUUGUAUUCUCGCCGUUAAAUGAUUAUUUGUUGGGACUGUAUGGUUGGAGAAAUUUACUUUUUAUCCAAUCUGGAAUAAUUUUAAACGGUGUUGUAUGUGGAAUGUUAAUGCGACCACUGAAAGUGAAACCCAGAAAGCGAAGUAAGGACGAUACACUUAAUAAUCAUGCGAAAAAAAUGUCUGAAGAAAGUCGUCAAAGGACAGAGUCUGAUCCAGAUGUUUAUGAAAGAAACAUAUCGACAGAUUUGCUAAGCAAAGACCCGUCUAUAAGGGAAAUUACCAAUGGGAGAGGGUCUUUACCGGAAGUUCAUUAUGUUAGCACUAAAAGUAACGAAAUAAAUUCAAAUAUGAAAGAAACAUUCCAGCCUUUGAUUAUAAAAGAAAUCAUUCCUAGGACAAACCGAAGUAGAGCUGAUUCGCAACCUUCAGUGAUGCAACACAGAGUUGACUUUGCAAGACCAAUGUACAAGAAAGAUAUAUUCUAUAGUGGAAGCAUAGAUAGAAUACCACAGUUUAGAUCUCAGCCUAAUGUCCAUAGUUAUGUAGCCAGUAUAACGUCUAUUCCAGGAAUAGAUGAACCAGAGAGAUCCUCAGUUUGGGACAAAUGUACAUGCUUGCCUAAAACUGUGACAGACAUUCUUAAGGAAAUGUUGGACUUUUCAUUGAUGUUGAAAAUUUCGUUUUUCAUGUUGUUUAUAGGUAACGUUUUUGCGUGUACUGGGUAUUUUAUUCCAUUCAGCUAUAUAGUGGACAGGGCUGUACAGAUGGGUAUUUCCAGUUCUAAUGCUGCUUUCCUACUCUCAAUAAUGGGAAUCACCAACACCAUAGGUCGGGUCCUUUGUGGAUUUCUCGCUGAUCUCAGUUUUGUCAAUCCUUUAAUUCUGAACAAUGCAAUGCUAGUAUUAAGUGCAGCAGUUUUGUUCCUUGAGCCACUUUGUACAACCUAUGCAAUGCUGGUAGGAUUUUCAGUGAUAUAUGGUUUAUGUAUAGCUGCAUAUAUAUCACUGACUUCACCUAUAAUAUGCGAUCUCCUUGGAAUUGGUAAACUGUCGAAUGCUUUUGGUUUACUCAUAUUGGCCCGUGGUGUGUCGGGCAUAUACGGUCCUCCUUUAGCAGGUGCAGUUUUCCAAGCAACCAAUAACUAUGACGCUUCAUUUUACCUUGGUGGAGGAAUGUAUUUAUUGAGUGCUGUCUGUCACAUGGUACUACAUUUUCCAUGCAUUAAAAAGGAGGAACAAAGAAAAGAAUUAGACAUAAGAUAAACACAUAACUAAUAUUCCGGAUUUACACAAAGGAGUAUUUGGAUCUCUAGUCUAUCAUCGUAAAUCACAUUUGUUAGGACAUGCGACGUUUAAGUUAUACUUCUUUGGUUUUAGCAAUUGAAAAACGGACCAUAUGUAUUUUUGAUUUUUUUACUUUUUUUACUGACGUAUAAUAAAUUAUGCAUAAUUACUAUUAUAGAUAAACAUAUUUGGUUUUUUGUU
This is a messenger RNA of Mytilus californianus (California mussel), 2302 nucleotides long. RefSeq names its product monocarboxylate transporter 14-like. Gene Ontology annotation, biological process: monocarboxylic acid transport; transmembrane transport. The transcript has 7 exons. The coding region runs from base 320 to 2080 and encodes 586 amino acids. Gene Ontology annotation, molecular function: monocarboxylic acid transmembrane transporter activity. The record is from RefSeq and is a predicted model, not a curated record. NCBI's taxonomy places the organism in Eukaryota, Metazoa, Mollusca, Bivalvia, Mytilida, Mytilidae.